GAGGAGACAAAUUUGGUAGCAGCAGCAACAGAGCUACUCAAGACCCGAGCCGGUACGCCCGCGAAAGUAACCUAAGCGAAAGAAUGAAGAGCGCAUUGGCCACCAUGGCGGUUUCGGUCACAGCGGCCUCGUUUGCCUCAGCGUUCGUGGGGUCUCCUCUCCCUCUACGAGCGCUGGCGAGCAGACCCUCGUGCUCCACGAGCGCGUACCGCGCACGGCCUACCCGCAUGACGGCAGAAGAUGACGAGGUGGAACCAAAGGUGUACUACGCCUCUGAGGUGACGGACGGAAACAAGAAGACUACCUUCAAUCGGGAGAUGGGCGAACAGCCCUUGCCGGAGAACACGGCCGCAACAAGAUCCGACAGGUACGGCCCCGCGGACUACGAGGGCUUCGUCGACAGCGAAGGAUUUGACGGGGGUGACGGACAGGUUGGCGUCGUUGGAGACGGAGGUAAUGCCAUGGAGCAGUUCGACCAGAGUACCGUCAGCCGAGCUCAGGAUAUGAAGGCGAAAGUCAAGGCGUCUACGAUGGUCCAGGAGUCUAAGGCUCGUCAAAGGAACGCGUGGGGCGGCGGCAGCACUGGAUACGCGGACGAGCUCAAGGAGCAGGGCAUGGUAUCAUACAACGCAGCGGGCGAGGACAUCAGCAAGGUCCGCCGCCAGCAGUUCGAGAACUACCGCAACCAGCAAGAAAUCACUAGGAGGCAACGCGCCGACAACAGCGUGAUGGAAGCUAUGACGGGAACGGGCACGAUAGACGACAACACCAGCAAGUGGAAGAGGGGCGGCAGGUCCAGCUACUUCGACAAUAUUAACGCGGCCCCUGAAGAGGCGGUGGACCAGAGCUGGAAUAAGUACAGCGCCCCGGUUACUUCUGGGAUGAAGGAUGGCACUGAGUGGGGUGAGACCACCCUGACCGGCAACGAGAAGAUCGAGGAUACGGUGCAGUGCAUCUCCACCAGUGGGCGACCAGGACACGCUACUCUAAAAGUGAAGAGCACCGUCAUGACCUUCGAGCCGUUCCACUGCACCUUCGUUGGGGACGCUCGAGGGUUCAAAGUGACCCCAGAGGAAGGGACGCUCAAUCGCAGGGGCGGUGACCCCCAAGAGCUCGACGUGUCCUACAUGGGCAACGGCCCCGGCGAUAACCGGAUCGGAACCUUGGUUGUGGAGACCGAGGAGGACAAGUGGAUCUACAAGAUCGAGGGCGUGGUCGGUUAACUACGAAAGCCAAGAACACGCACGUAUGGGGACCUUGUAGCACAUGGAAGCGCGUGGGGAAUGCUGUGUAUGUCUUUCAUCUGUUCAUUGAAUAGAGGUCAAGUUUGACGGAGUUUUUAUGGUUUCCUUGGCUGAAGUUUGGAGAGCACGGGAUAGAUUGAACGGGAUCGUGCGAUUAUCAAGAAAGCCGUUGAGCGCGAACGGCGCAGUACCAGCACCAACGCGUGACAGAGAUUGUUGGCCAUGGGUGCUGGUUGAUGAAGACCUUCUUGUACCAGUACCAACGCGGGAUAGAAAUUGUUGGACAUGCGUUAGUUGCCGGUUCAUGAAGGCACGCUUGCCGUGCUCAGUUGAAGCUUGCCCUCUAAUCGAGAAGGGCUGGCUUCGUUUAUUCAACCUGGUGCGUCCGCACCGGAUGGGGUGUGGGCACCACCCUGGGGUACCCUUUGACGCUUAGAAAGAACGUCGCCUGCUGGCGGUGCAAUGAUAUCAUUCGUUUUGUUUGAUGUGGUUCGAAGGUGGGAUAGAUUUGGCGUAGGAGCAUACUCCGUGCAGUGUCUCGAUGGAUAUCCUUGCGCUUCAUGCUGAGAUGAAACAAAAUAAAGCGUUUGAAAUGUCGUGGGUAACCCGAUGGCAUUGUUGACGUCUUCUCGACGAUGAAGAUUGCCUUGAUACCGAGUGUUUUCGCCAACGCUAUUUGGCGACCUAGAUACAUGUAAAUAAGACUUGCUCCCACUUGCAUGUUCCGGACGUGAAAUUUCGACCCUUCGUGGCGUACUUUCUCACAUUCCGCAGCUGAUGCUGAAGCGUCCCGAGUCCAUUUGCGAGUUCCGAUGCAACACGGUUGGUGUUGCUGCCGGGCCUAGGAGAUAGGAGAUAUGAGCGGGUGUUGAUUGAUCACCCUGACUGUUGGGGAUGUGUGAACAGGAACAACGUCCCUAUGAGACGAUGACGAUCCACGACUCUCUACUACUGCACAACACCUCUUUUGUUUACAGUC
Molecule: messenger RNA, 2223 nt
Organism: Ectocarpus sp. CCAP 1310/34
Lineage: Eukaryota; Phaeophyceae; Ectocarpales; Ectocarpaceae
Source: the annotation of a GenBank genome assembly